Meloidogyne enterolobii is the source of this 3409-nucleotide messenger RNA. The record is from the annotation of a GenBank genome assembly. Lineage: Eukaryota; Metazoa; Nematoda; Chromadorea; Rhabditida; Meloidogynidae.
AUGUACAUGAAUAUUUGUUUUUAUUUGAGUAAAACAAACUCCAUACUCUAUUAUCGGCUAAUUUUUAUUUCAACGAAUUGUAACAACAAAAUUCAAAAACUGGCCCCUGCGCAUGGUUUAAGACUCUUCCCUCUUGUAGGGCUUUGCCAUUUUUCCUUUUUUAUUUUGCUGCUUCCCAUUAUUCAACUCAUCUUCGUCAGGACUAAUGCCUUAGUGCAAUCACACACUUAUCUUACCUCUAGCGAGGGUGAAUCUAUUUUAAAUCUUCCUGAGGAUCAACAAGUAGUAGCGAUUACAUCUCAAGAACGAUUGCUAGCAAUUGCUUCUAAUGAAAAUAUUUAUGUGUUCAACAACACUUUGAACUCAACUGACACCAAAGGCUAUGAAGAGCUAUUGAAAAUACCCCUCAAUUCUAAUGAAUCAAUAUCAGAUUUACAGAUUCUUGCCGCCCAAAGGAUAUUGCUUUUUUGUUUCUUCUCCUUUUGCAGAAUUUGCCAAAUCCCAGUAAAUUCUACGUCCUCGUCUCCUAAUGUAAAUUGUACAACUCGAAACUUUCAACAAACCGAAUCUCUUCGAGCAGUACUCUCUCCUGAGAAUCGGCUAUUUGUUCGCGCAAUUUAUUCGUCUAAUAGUGCCUCAAUUUUGGCUAUUGAUAAAACACAAACACUUGCUGCGCACGACUAUUCUGAGAUAAGUGAACAACGCGUAGUUUCCAGUUUUCACUCAGGCCAGUUUGUCUAUUUUAUUGGCAGCGCAAGACGCGUAGAUUUACCCUAUCAACUCGAAGCUGAAAAACUCAGAUACCGAACAGAUGUUCGCAUGACAAGGGUUUGUCAAGAUGACACUAGUCAGUUAGGUGAUGGAAAGUCCCUGGAAUCAAGAAUGGAAUUGGUUCUUUCAUGUGACGGACUUGAUAAUUCAUUACACAAUAAUGCCAACCAAAGAGCUAUUGCUGCGAGUAGAAGUACUGACGGAAAAACGCUAUUAGUUGUUAUCGAACGCGACGAGAUUAACAACGAAGAUGAUAUUGAAAGUCAACAUACAUUUGUUUGUCGCUUUUCAGUUGAGGAAUUGGAGAAUGCUUUUGAACAACUUUGGAGUACCUGUCAAAAAGUUGAAAGCACAAAAUGGCAAACAAAGCAAUGCGAAGGAGUAAUGCGCGACCCUCAAUGUUUCAUGUUCUCUUGGGAACUUGAUGAAAGAUUGCCUUUAUGCCGCCGUUUUGCUCAAGGUGGAUUAGAAAAUUGCCAGUUGAAUUCUACAAAGUCGCUCAUUUAUCGCUCAGGAUGGCUAGAGAAUUUUAAUGCCACACUUGGAACUCUAAUAACUGUUGAAGAGGUUGAAGAUGCACUUUUGUUGGGAUUUCAGAAUGGAACAAUUCAAAGAGUUGCAAAUAUUGCUACUAUAGUGGAAGGGCAGAAACAAUAUCAAGCCACUACUCUUUGGAAUAUUACUUUAGAAAAUAACCAAUUUAGUCACCUUGGAAUGAUUUUGGAUGGAAAUAAUCAUUUGAUUUUUGCAAAUAAAAAUAAAGUCCGAAAAAUGAAUUUAAGUUGCCCUACAAUGUAUCCUCAAUGUGAGGAUAUUGCUUGGAAUGAUCCUCUCAAUUGUAUUUGGUGUGCUUUCCCAAAUGAAACUGGAUUAACCAUAGCAAAAGAACAGAUGUUGGAGAUGUGUCAAUCUAUCGGCGGGUUUGCACUUGAUACUUGUCCACCAUUAGUUAAUGAGGUAACCAGAGAAGAGAGUGGAACAUUAACUAUUUGGGGAAAACGACUGAACACAAUGAAAAAUCUCAAUAUUUCUUUUUGCCGAAAACCAUGCACAAUUGAUAAACAACUACCUGACACAAUACGCUGUAAAAUGAAUUUGCCGUUUGGUCAUUGUAAAACACUCUCACUUGAAGGCAUAUUUGGCUCUGCAAAUAAUUUUACAAUUAUCCAUGAUCUAAGUAAACAACACAAUCAAAUUAGCGAUGGAAAGAUUCACCCAAGUUAUGUUAUGCGUGCAAUUUUAGUCAUUUUAGCUGUUGUGCUUAUUUCUAUUGCUUUGGUUGUUAUAUAUUGCAGUCUUUAUCCAAAAUAUGCAAAGAGAUUAAUCGACUUGGCCUUCUUUCGGAGUGCCAAUAACAGAGAAAUAUUACGACCGUCUACAUUCGAUCCUCAUACUUUCGGAUUGGCUUUAGGCAACUGUGCACAUUCUAAUCAAAAUUCUUUUGUUUCUGGUGGCGAUGAUGGAAGUCCUAUUGUUAUGUUGGCUGAUGGAGCUCGGUUGGAUCUGAGAACUUUCGAAUGUAUUGGGGAAGGAUAUUUUUCCAAAGUAUGUCGAGCACUCUGCCAUUACCAAAAAGAAAAAGGAGUAACUGAGACAAAACGUGUUGCUGUGAAAAUUAUCAAAAGUGCCACAGCAAUUGAAGAAGUAAAAUUGGAAGUUGACACUCUCAAAAAAUGCAAACAUCCAAAUAUUGUGCAAUAUAUUGACCAUUUUAUUACCGAUGAAAUGCGUUUUAUACAUAUUGUACUUGAAUAUAUGGGUGGUGGUGAUUUACACAAUUUUCUGAUUGAUAGAAAAAACACGCCAACAAUCGGAGAUGCUUUUUCUUACAUUAUUCAGAUUGCUAAAGGAAUGGCAUAUUUAGCUAGUCAACGAAUUGUUCAUAGAGAUUUGGCUGCCCGCAAUUGUAUGCUUGAUACUAGCAAACGUGUUGUUAAAGUGACAGACUUUGGCCUUUCUCGUGCACUAACCCGAUCAAAAUUAUAUGGCGAGAAUGAUGAAAACUAUGUGUAUAUUUACAUAUCUGGUAAUCAACAGCAGAAAUUGCCUUAUCGUUGGACAGCUAUUGAAUGUUUUAGAGAAGAUCCCUUGUUCUCCGAAAAAACUGAUGUCUGGGCAUUUGGAGUGCUGAUUUGGGAGAUAUUCGCCCGUCACAUUGAACCUUAUGAAAAUAUGAAAAGUACAGAGGUAAAGAGAUUUCUUGAAGCUGGCAAAAGGCUUGAAUGUCCAAAGCAUUGUCCUGAACCUCUUUAUGAGUUAAUGUUAUUUUGCUGGGAUGAAGAUCAAAUAAAACGACCAAAUUUUGAUGAAAUUUAUCUACAAUUAGAAAGUAUCUUCGAUGAAUUGAUGAAAAAUGAUUCAGAAUCAAUGAAUUGUCAAUAUGAAUCAUUGAACGAUUCGGAAUAUGAGACGCCAAUUACUACAAAACAAAAUUUGCCACCUACGCAGCUUUCUUCAUACUCACAUUCUGGAUUAUCUAGUACAUCAACAAGAGUUGUGGAUGAUCUAAAUAAUUCAACAGCAAUUUAGUUAUUAGAAUUUUGUGGGAUAGUGCGGGUAACCCAUUGCCAUAUGUGCUAAUUGUAUAUAAAUCACAGGCGGCUCCAAAGUGAUUAUACCAAAAAUAAAUUCCGAAGAA